Molecule: messenger RNA, 903 nt
Organism: Aspergillus fumigatus Af293
Lineage: Eukaryota; Fungi; Ascomycota; Eurotiomycetes; Eurotiales; Aspergillaceae
Product: PHD finger protein
Source: RefSeq, a predicted model, not a curated record
AUGCUACGAAGUGUGGCUAGUCAAAGUCACCCUGGUCAAGGUCGUGCAGGUCUUGACAGGUCACCGAACGAUAAGAUCGCAGGAGACUAUGAGGCGUUGUUGCGACUGCUGGGCCAUCUGGUGCCCUCGAAAGUUGAUUCUCAUGUGUUUACAGAUAAUGAAAAGAGCUGUAUCUACACGAACUGGAUCAAAGCUGGGAAACCUCACAAUUUGGUCUGCUCAGAGUGUCGAAGUCCAGAUGAUUUGAUGCUCUGCGAGACUUGUUGUAGGUCGUACCAUGCGCGAUGUCUGCCAGAUCCUGCUAGACCUGCUUCUACAGGCAAUUUUUAUUGUCCUUCUUGCAGAGACAAGCGAUGGGAUCUGACGCCGCCUCUCAUCAACUCAUUGGCGGCUUCACCAGGUGUCUCUCGGAGCAGCACACCUGUUCCACCCCCGGCUAUAAUGCAUAGUCGCACAGGUCUGGCAGCCAUUCUGAGCACACAGACAAGUCUGCAAAGCUCUCCUGUUCAUUCUUCGCCGGUUGAUAGUCAGCAGCAGGGGGCCCAGAAUGUGCUGACCAUGGCAUCAAGCUCUGACCUCAUGUCUCGAGCGCGACACUUUUUAAUCCAGCACGGGAAGUUUCCUACAACUCAAGAUUUUCAUCCCGAGCUCUUGUCAAAUUUGGGGACCAUGAUGUUGGAGCUAGAGUCACAACAGUUGUUGCUCCAGGAAAUCCAGGACUUGCGAGAGGAAAAUGCCAGCCUGAGAAGAGAGGCCUUGAAAACCAAGCAUUAUUAUCCCUCUCGAAUGCCGAUAAAUGAGUCUGCUCUCAGUUCCCCUUCUUGCCUAUCACCUAGGAUUCAGACUCCAUCUCCCGACACAGCUGGAAAGUCAUGGGAUAGAAUUGUUAUGGAUUUGAUUUGA